Exophiala dermatitidis NIH/UT8656 is the source of this 850-nucleotide messenger RNA. RefSeq lists its product as uncharacterized. The record is from RefSeq and is a predicted model, not a curated record. NCBI's taxonomy places the organism in Eukaryota, Fungi, Ascomycota, Eurotiomycetes, Chaetothyriales, Herpotrichiellaceae. Bases 236 to 685 code for a protein of 149 amino acids. The transcript has 2 exons.
GCUUGUCUUCAGUGAAUGGCCCUUGUGUUCUGACUUCACGCUCAGUCACGAGCACACGCAUCAGAACCGACCUGUUGUGGAAAUAUAUAAGCCCCUUCGUGGCUCCCUCGUCCUUUCUCUUCCCUUUCCAACAACCCUCAAUCGAUCUUGAUAGACAUUCAGGCUCUCCUCGUCCACCUCCAUUCAUCAACUCCUUCAUCCCUUUAUCACAAGGCUCGUCGACUCGACUAUCGCCAUGGCCCCUCCAAAGACCGAGUCUGAGGAUUUCAAAUUCAUCAUGACUUGCAUCAAGCACUCUCCCGACAAGCUCAAACCCAACUUCGAGCAAGUUGCCAGAGAAACUGGCGCAAAGAGUGCCAAUGCCUGCUACCACAAGCACUGGGGCAUCAUGAGAAAAUGGGGCCUCACUGGCAGCAAGAAAGGCGGUGACUCCGACACUCCAGCAACCCCGCGUGGCAGAAAACGCAAGGCCACAUCUGCAAAGGGUCAGGAUGCUGGCGACGACUUUAGCCUGGAUGACGGGUCUCUUACCAAGAAGAAAAAGGGCGAGAAAAAGGCGACGGUGGCCGAGGAAGAGAUCGAUCUUGACGACGACGAGGCAGUAGUCUGCAAGCACGAAGACCGGGUUGAAGUGGCUGAUCCAGCAGAUAAUGUCGGUUUCGUCAAGCCAGAAGUUGACUCUUGAGUACCUUAGCCAUGUGUCUGGCCUGAUUGAGAGUCGAGUCCAAGUGUGUUUGAGCGAGGUCCACAAGGGCAGAUGUGCACUUCCAGAGACAUGAUACACGCUGCCAUGCACACACUGGCAUGGAGUAGAAUCAUGAAUUCAAGUUGCUGAAACACUCCUUGAAGC